CAUAGUCAGGCACAGUAUACACAUAUUCCUCAGUCCAGGGAGUGUUAGUAGCUCCGCAACAGCCUCUCGACUGGCGAACACGUGUGACACUACCACCUGUGUUGAUAUACUAUCUGUGUGUGUGUGUGUGUGUGUGUGUGUGUGUGUGUGUGUGUGUGUGUGUGUGUGUGUGUGUGUAAAAUCAGUGCCUUAGACGAAGUAUCUCAGACACUUCUCAACAUCACACCGUCGCCUGAGGGCCUAAUGGCGACACGCUGCCCUCAAGCGAUGAACGAGCUUGUCACACUCCUGCUGUUCUUGUUGGUGACGCCUGAUCAUGCUGACUCUGCUCUACACAACGAAUGCCUUGUUAACACUUCUAUCUCGACGACUGGAGUCUUGGCGAACAUCAUCCUUGACUCUACACGUGACACAGAGGUCAAUGUAACUCUGUUCGUCCACACCAAGCAAGGCUUCAAGGGUGUCAGUCUUGAGUUGGACACGGUUAACGAUGGAAUGUAUCACCAUCAAGACCCUAUUGAGUUCAAAUUGCCGCCCACGUGCUUUCAGGGUGAGGCCAACUGGUGGGCGGUGUUGGUGAAGGCGAAGCUGCAGGAAUAUAAAAAAGAUGUCUUCUUCUUCUAUAGGGAACUUAAAUUGCAGGUGAGAGCUGGUGAGUGUAUAUUGUCGUGUCUCAUUGCUGGCAAAUACAUCAGCAUUCAAAGGCUCCAAGUCACCAGUCACGGGCCCUCGGAGUGGAAAAAUCAUCAACCAGAGAAUGAGUGUGGUACCAUCAAGGAGUGGAAGACAGGAAUUCCCCAAAACGUCCCUUUUUGUAUGGAUCUGCAUUCCCUUGACGCUUCAUCUCCAAGUCUUGACACCAGCACGAAGACUAAACAAUCCAAUCCUCUUCGCACACCCACAGUCCAUGACAACUCCACACUCCCUGACCAGCCCACAACCUCAGACAAGCCCACACUCGUUGACAAGACCACAACCUCUGCUAAAGCCACAACCUCAGACAAUCCCACACUCCCUGACAAGACCACAACCUCUGCCAAGGCCACAACCUCAGAAAAUCCCACACUCCGUGACGAGACAACUCUCCCUGACAAUCCCACAACCUCUAACGAAGCCACAACCUCUGUCAAGGCCACAAUCUCUGAUAAACCCGCAACGUCUGCUGGAACCACAACAUCUGUUACGUCCACUAUUCCCUCUGAAACGCAAACACAGUCUAGCACGGUCACACUUGGUGCUUCCAAAACAAACGAUCACAAGGGUUCUUUCCAUUUCGAAGUGAUAUAUUUGGUGGCGGUGGCAGUGGGGAUUGGUGUGGUGGUGUUGAUAGUGGUGGUGGUGGUGGUCGUGAUAUUAAAAAGGCGGAGACGCAGUGAUGAAGAAGCAAAUGAUGAUGUAGCAAUGAUACCAGAGGACACUGAUGAGGCAACACGGCAAGAAAAGGUCUCGAUCAACAGCCUGUAUGAAGCUGUAGGCAGGCGAGAAUCCAAGAACAGCCUGUAUGAAGCUGUAGGCACUCAGGCGCCCACCAACAGACAGCAGGAGUCUCUGGUCAGCCAGGCGCCCACUAACAAACAGCAAGAGCCUCUGGACAGCCAGGCGUCCAUCAACAGACAGCAAGAGCCUCUAGACAGCCAGGCAUCCACUAACAGACAGCAGGAGCCUCUGGACAGCCAGGCGCCCAUCAACAGACAGCAGGAGUCUCUAGACAGCCAGGCAUCCACUAACAUACAGCAGGAGCCUCUAGACAGCCAGGCAUCCACUAACAUACAGCAGAAGCCUCUAGACAGCCAGGCAUCCACUAACAUACAGCAGAAGCCUCUAGACAGCCAGGCAUCCACUAACAUACAGCAGAAGCCUCUGGACAGACAAGGAUCAGAAAACAGUCUGUAUGAGUCGUUUGAGAACGUUAGACCUCCCACAUUGACUGACAGACUGACUGACUGACUGAUUGAGCGAGUCCAGGAACCUCAGUACAAGAUCAGUAAAAGUGAGGUUAGUUUGUUUGCCUUGUAUCUAUAAUGUCAUUGUAAAUUUCACAUUGUUUAGUGGUGUGUGUGUGUGUGUGUGUGUGUGUGUGUGUGUGUGUGUGUGUGUGUGUGUGUGCGUGUGUGUUAGGUU
Messenger RNA from Portunus trituberculatus (swimming crab), 2121 nucleotides. Its product is annotated as nucleoporin NUP152-like. NCBI's taxonomy places the organism in Eukaryota, Metazoa, Arthropoda, Malacostraca, Decapoda, Portunidae. Bases 244 to 1947 code for a protein of 567 amino acids. The record is from RefSeq and is a predicted model, not a curated record. The transcript has 2 exons.